AUGUUGAGAACGGUGAAGAAUAAUAAGGACAAGGGCCGUGUGAAUCACAGUGUCGCUCUCUUUGGAUUUGGAGAUGGAGGAGGGGGCCCCACACAGAAGAUGCUGGACCGGCUCCAGAGAAUGAAGGAUACGGAUGGCCUACCCAGGGUUCAAAUGUCUGUCCCGGAACAAUUUUUCUCUGCCCUGGAGAAGGAAAAGGCUCAGCUCUGUACUUGGGUUGGAGAACUGUUUUUGGAGCUGCAUAACGGCACCUACACAACUCAUGGGCAGAUUAAAAAGGGAAACAGGGAAUGUGAGCGUUUACUCCAUGAUAUUGAGAUCCUGAGUAGUUUGGCUCUGGUGCAGAAACGUUCUUUCCAGUAUCCUUCUGCUCAGCUUCAACACCUUUGGAGGCUCCUACUCUUGAACCAAUUCCACGAUGUCUUACCAGGCAGUUGUAUCCAGCUUGUAGCAGAGGAUGCCAUGCGGUACUACUCAGAAAUUCGCAGUUCUGGAGCCCAGCUUCUGAAAGAGGCCACCCAUUCUUUGUGCGGAGAGCCGUUGGCCAGCCAGGACAAGAGCAGCGAUACCAUUCUGGUUGUCAACACGUUGCCGUGGGAAAGAACCGAAGUCGUUUCCAAAACUGGACCGCGAGGACCUGAGACUUUAGCUUUGGUGACAGUUCCCAGCCUGGGUUUCUGUGCUGUUCCAGAGUCAUUCCCUCCUCCACAUCCUGUGACUAUCAGUAAAGAG
Thamnophis sirtalis is the source of this 732-nucleotide messenger RNA. The record is from RefSeq and is a predicted model, not a curated record. Lineage: Eukaryota; Metazoa; Chordata; Lepidosauria; Squamata; Natricidae.